AUGAAUGCUUUCUUUGAUGGUUACGUGCAUGCCAGGACAAACCUUAAAGAGUUUGUUGAUCAGUUCGACAAUGCAUUGAAGAAAAAAAUUGAGAACGAAAACCAAGCUGACUUCAAUUCAUUUAACUUCACGGUUCCUUGCAUAUCACACUUGGCUUUUGAGAAGAAGUUUCAAGAUGUAUACACAAAUUCAAAAUUUAGGGAGGUUCAACAAGAGAUAAUGGGAAUGAUAUAUUGUCAUUAUCGUUUCGAGAAAAUGGAUGGAGUAAUCGCAACUUACUCGGUCGAUGAUCAAGUUAAGGCUGAAGAUUUCAUCAAGGAGGUUACUUACACUCUUUACUUUAAUGAGACCGAAUGUGAGGCGAAGUGUGUUUGUGGGUUGUUUGAGAUGCGAGGGAUCAUUUGUAGACAUAUUCUUGCCAUCUUUUCAGCUAAGAAAGUUCGUGAGUUGCCGGAAAAGUACAUAUUGGACCGGUGGAGAAAAGACAUAAAACGUAAGUAUACGUUUAUUUCGAGAAGUUAUGACAUUGCUGAUCAGAGACCCGAAACUGUUAGGUAUAAACGUAUAUUGAAAACUUUCAAUGAGGUAGUAACAAAUGCAGUUUCGUGCGAUGGGCAUACUGAGGAAAUGAUUUCGAAGUUAUAUGCGAUGAAUGAGGUAUGGCGCACUUCGAACCCCAAGGACAUAGAUUCUAAUGUUGGAGGAAGUACCGUGAAUGCAGCCACAGAAGGAAGUUCCAAAAAGGUGCUAAGUCCCAUGUUGUCAGAGGCAAGGGAAGACCCCCGUAGGCGUAGAUUGGAUACUGAACUAUUGGAAAGUAGUGGAAACCAACUCGGGAUAUCGGAAAUGAGGGUGCAAGAAAAUGUACAAACUUCCAUAAUGGUGGAUCAAGAAAGUGGACAACAAACUCCAGUGAUAGGGACACAAGAAAGCCCGGAAAUGGCAGAUGGAACGCAGCCGGAGACUGCAGAUGGAAUGCAGCCAAGCAGCUUCUUGUAG
Messenger RNA from Juglans microcarpa x Juglans regia, 999 nucleotides. Its product is annotated as protein FAR-RED IMPAIRED RESPONSE 1-like. The record is from RefSeq and is a predicted model, not a curated record. Bases 1 to 999 code for a protein of 332 amino acids. NCBI's taxonomy places the organism in Eukaryota, Viridiplantae, Streptophyta, Magnoliopsida, Fagales, Juglandaceae. Gene Ontology annotation, molecular function: zinc ion binding. The transcript has 3 exons.